Molecule: messenger RNA, 1875 nt
Organism: Gadus chalcogrammus (walleye pollock)
Lineage: Eukaryota; Metazoa; Chordata; Actinopteri; Gadiformes; Gadidae
Gene: ldlrad2
Product: low density lipoprotein receptor class A domain containing 2
Exons: 4
Coding region: 1-1113 (370 amino acids)
Molecular function (GO): protein binding
Source: RefSeq, a predicted model, not a curated record
AUGAAGGAUUAUUCAGACACAUAUUUGUUCUCUUGUUUCUCGACAGUGAACGUGGUGGACUUCUGCGGUCAGACCAUCAAGGGGGACGGCAUGGUGGUGAACUCGCAUAAGGACUCUAAGAAGUACUACUUUGUGACCAUGGGCACCGACUGCCACCUCACCAUGCAGGCCGCAUCCCCCCGGGACAAGAUCCAGUUCCACUUCCGCUUCUUCCUGGUGUACAGUUUGUUGAGGGUGGCCCCGCUCAGUCCCGCCCCGCCCUCCCCCCGGGGGUCUGCCCCCCUAGACAGCCCCCGCCCGGACCCCGGGCCUGGCCAGGGGCCCGAGGACCCCUGCCACGCUGGCUCCUACCUCCAGUUCUACGACGGCAGGGAGAGGAGCUCCCCGCCAGUGGGCCCCCCGCUGUGUGGGAAGAGCCCCCCACGGCCGGUGCUCUCCACGGGGGACUACCUGACGCUGAGGCUGGUGACCCGGGGGACCCAGCCCCGCGUGGACUUCGUGGGGGACUUCACCUCCUUCAGGCUGGGGUUCAACCAAUCCGAAUGCAGUGGGGAGCCGUACUUUACCUGUCGCAAUGGCAAGUGUAUUCCUCUGAGUCUGGUGUGUGAUGACAAAGGAAUCGACAACUGUGGGGAUGGAAGCGACCUGGAAGAGAACCUGACUUCUGGAUGCAAAGGGGGUCAGUUGGUAGCUCACACAUCGCCGCCCACCAUUGCAACGUCCGCUGGAGCGUCUGUCCUGACCACAGCGCCGGCCUCCACAGGUAUGAACUGUGGCGCGCCGGACAGUGCGCACAACCUGGAGUCAGCCACAGCCUCCACGGUCCCCGUGUCCCUGCUGGCUCUGUACGUGGCGCUGGGCGUGCUGGGCGCCGCCCUGCUGCUGUGCUGGUGCUGCUGGUCCCCGGCCUGGUUCCUCUGGCGCUUCAGCGUCUGCCGCCACCUGCCCUGCUGCAACGCCACCUGCUCCGCCUGCCAGCUCUGCCUGCGGGGCUGCGGCCACCAUGGAGAGAACCGGCCCAUCAAGGUCACCCCCCACAACCCCGUCAGCGGAACACUGCUGAGGCCCGUAGCCCCAGACGCUAACGUAAGCAGCACUACUGUAGCCGUAUGAGCCACCUGAGUGGCGAACGCUAGCAGCACUACUGUGGCCGUAUGAGCCGCGUGAUUGGCUGUAUCUAUGUAUCCAUGCCCACAAUGUAAAAAGCGUGAAAAAGUUUAGAAGUCUAACAAUAAACUAGGCUUUUGUUUAUUUGGUGUAUUGUCUGUUUGAGGGGAGGAGAUGAGGAGACAGGAGUUAGUUUCUUCAUUUAGUGUGGAUGUGCACUAUUUCUUUGAAAAUGAUCCUAAAAUAAAACAGGUUUUGUAUAAUGAUAUGACAGUUGAGGUGAUGCAGGGUACAUUAUACUUUGAAACGAAUAGUCUUUUUAUUAUUAUUACUCAGAAAGGUACUUUCUGUAUCUUUUGUUGUACAUUGUCUGUUAAUAAGCAGUAUCUCAAUGUUGAUCGAAUGCUGUAUAAACCAUUAAAGCUUUAGAAAAAAAAAGAAUACUCUGUUUUAUUCGAUAUAUGGUUUCAUAUGGUUUUCCUUUGUAUGUUUUGGUUUUCAUAUGUUUUGUGAUUGUAAAAUUAAAUAUGUAACUAACAUUUGUGCAAAACUUGCACACAGGUUUUUUAUUUUUUCAAUUCUUCAAAAUGUAUGAAGUGUACCUUCUCCCUCCGGCCAAGCUGCCUUCCUGUAAGGGUUCAGUCUGAUUGCGUAGCUUGGCUUCAACAUAGGCUAUAGUACAGUGGUCUGGACUACUCUUGUUCGACAUCCUUCUACCAGCAGUAGAAGGAUGCCUCAAUUAGAAUAAUGGGAUUUAGUUUUAGUAAA